Hermetia illucens (black soldier fly) is the source of this 1282-nucleotide messenger RNA. RefSeq names its product lysosomal aspartic protease-like. Gene Ontology annotation, cellular component: lysosome. The transcript is spliced from 6 exons. Lineage: Eukaryota; Metazoa; Arthropoda; Insecta; Diptera; Stratiomyidae. Gene Ontology annotation, biological process: cell death; proteolysis. The record is from RefSeq and is a predicted model, not a curated record. Bases 87 to 1181 code for a protein of 364 amino acids. Gene Ontology annotation, molecular function: aspartic-type endopeptidase activity.
AUAAAAGACCAGGCAAUCACAGAGUCUUCACAGUAUUUGAAUAGUAAGUUUAGACCUGUGAAUUUGCGAAUACUAAAGUUAUUAAAAUGUUCACCAAGUUAUUUAUUGCAUUGUGUAUUUUGGCGGUUGUUAACAGCGAAUUACUUCGCGUUAAAAUACAAAAGGUCAAAAAAUCCCAUCGCAGUCGUUCCGCAGUUGAAGGAUUAUACAACAGUGGCGACGUUAGCUAUUAUGGUCAAAUAUCUAUUGGCACUCCCCCACAACCCUUCACGGUUGUCUUCGAUACUGGUUCAUCCAAUCUUUGGGUACCAUCAAAAGCCUGCAAAUCAUCAGCAUGUGCCCCUCAUAAGAAAUACAACAGUGCAGCCUCAUCUACUUAUGUCAAAAAUGGACAAUCCUUCUCCAUUGCCUACGGAACAGGCAAUUUGGUCGGCUACCUUUCUCAAGAUACUGUAACAGUUGCCGGUUUGCAAGUUGCAGGACAAACAUUUGCUGAAGCCACCAACCUUGCAUCCUUCUUCGCCAACAUGGAAUUCGAUGGUAUCCUUGGUCUUGGAUACAGUUCCAUUUCUCAAGAUAAUGUAACACCUGUUUUCUACAACAUGUACAGUCAAGGACUGAUCUCAUCUCCUGUAUUCUGUUAUUACUUGAACCGUAACGCAGCUGACGUUAACGGAGGUGGCGAAAUUGUUUUCGGUGGAGCUGACCCAAACCACUACACAGGAUCUUUCACAUUUGUGCCAGUUGAUGAACAAGGAUAUUGGCAAUUCAAAAUGGAUGGUGCCUCCAUUGGCAGCUAUAAGUUCUGCUCUGGUGGUUGUCAAGCUAUCGCUGAUUCUGGAACUAGUCUUUUGGCCGGUCCUCCUUCAGUUGUUAAUCAAAUCUUCAGUUUAAUUGGAGCUUACGAAAGUUGGACUGGUGAAAUGGUUGUUGACUGCAGUAGCAUCUCAAGCUUGCCAACCGUUUACUUCACAUUGGGCGGCCAUUCCUUCCCAUUGACAGGCGAGGACUACAUUAUUCAGACAACCAAUGCUUUUGGAUCUGUCUGCGCCGUUGGAUUCUCAAGCAACCCAGAUUAUGGUUAUGGUCCAGACUGGAUCCUUGGCGAUGUUUUCAUUGGAAAGUACUACACCCAAUUCGACAUGGCCAAUAAUCGCGUUGGCUUUGCCACAGCUGCUUAAUAAUUCAGAAUAUACAUAAUUGUUCUAGUUCUGAAUCGAAUAAGGUACAGAAUACCACAUAAGAGUAUCUCAACUUCAAUAAAAGGAUUUUUUUCAACAAA